UUCUUGUAAAUGUGAUUUGGAAAACGGACAAGUUAUCGAUCUGUCUAAAUUGGCUAAGAAAGGCGGAUCAGCAAGAUUUGUUGAUAUUCCUGAUGCUGUUGGUACUGAUACGUUUUCGUACAAUCCAUGUGAAGGAUUUACUCAAGGAUCUUGCAGUGAUGUUGCGGUAUGUCAGAUGAGAGGUUCAGAUUAUUUUAAUGCUGGGGACCAAAAAGGGGCUGUAUGUUUUCAAGAUACAACAGGAAGAUCCAUCGUCUAUACAUCCGAUUCUCCAGUUAUGAUAGGAAAUGUGAAAAGAACAACGGUGCUUUAUCUAACGUGUGAUAGCAGCACAGAGGGGGAACUUCAGGUACAAGGCGAGAUCACACAGGCAACAUAUCUGAUGACCUUAACAAGUAAACAUGCAUGUCCGUUUACUCCAUCCUUACUAUCGCCUGGCACCAUUCUUAUUAUUGUAUUGGUAUGUCUACUUUUUACAUACUUUAUCGGUGGAAUUUUGUAUCAGACUUUCUAUAAAAAAGCAGUUGGAAUAGAGAGAAUACCACAUGUUACAUUAUGGACUAGUUUGCCAUCAUUAGUGAAGGAAGGAUCUGUCUUUGCGUUAAGUAGAGUUACAGGGAAAGGAUACAGUAAGAUUUGAGAGUUGAGCAUGGACAGUUUUUAUCGUUUAGUAUGAACUAAUACUCUAAUAGAAGCAUAAAACAUCGAGAUUUUAACAGCUGAAGUAACAUGUGUAUAAUUAUAUAUUUCAAUGUAUCAAAUAUUACGUAAUACUUAAAAUCCCGGUAAGUGGUUCUUACAUCAAUAAAAAUGUACUGUGGGAAGAGGGUAGCCAUGUUAAAUGAUAAAUAUGGUAAAAUGUAUUAUGUAAUUUUUAACAUGCAUAGUGAUAUUAAAUAUGAUAUUUCUUAUAAUGGUGAAACUACUGAAUACUUUCCAUGUAAUUUUGGUGUUAGACAGGGAGAAAACUUAUUUCCUCAUGUCUUUACACAGUGACAAAUAAAAUAGGAGAAAAAAAUGAUAAUUACUUGAAACUAGAUGUUGUGCUUUACGAAGAUGAUCCUGUUUUAUUUUCUGAAAUUGAACAUCUUCACCAGCAGAUAAAUACAUUUUGUGAAUAUUAUGAAAUAUGGAAACUGAAGGUUAAUCCAACUAAAAAAAUGUUGUUUUUUUUUUGUCGUAAUGGCAGAUUGUCAAAGAAUCUAAAAUUUAUACUAAAUGGUAAAUAUUUAGAAAUUGUGAAGGAUAUAUCAUAUUUGGGCAUACUUUUUCCCGAACGGUUAGCUUACAAGUGCAAAAAAACAAAACCAUAUAAGAAUGAUUUCAGAAGAAGGUCAGUGCGAUCUUUUUGAUGAAAUCAUUAAACCAAUGUAACUAUAUGGCUGUGAAAUUUUGGGUUUUAGUAACGUUGCUUCAAUAGAAUGGGUCCAUUUGAAGUUCUGUAAACUCUUGUUAAAUCUGAAAAAAUUAACAGCCAGCUCUAUGGCCUUAGUCCGGAACAGAAAAUGUCAAAUAUUCUGUAUAGAUAUAUUUACAAACCAAACGAAGAUAGUAGAUAUACUUUUGAAUGGUUGAUUUAUAUAAAUAUGGGUUUUCAAAUACUAGGAUGAGUGAGGGUGAUUAUAAUUUAAUCAAAACUAGUUACAGCUGAGCAUUAAACAGAGAAUAUUCGACAAAUUUUAGAAAACUUGGCAUUCUAGAACAAAACACUCUCCAAGAGCAUUAUGUUAUCAAGUUUCUAAAGAAAAUUUUGAAUUCGAAGAAUAUUUAGAUUUGUUACCUCAUAAAGAUAAAAAAGCUUAAUGAAGAUUUAGAACUAGUGAUCACUGGUUACCUAUUAAAACAGAUGGAUGGCUUGGAAUUGGUAGACAGGAAAUGUACUGUGUACUUUGAACUCUUUUUAGAUAGGUGAUGUAACUUUUUAGGGUGGGUGAUAAAUUGCACUAUGAUCAUAUUUAAAAUUGUACAAGUCUACCUGGAAGCAGAAGAGUUUUUCUAAAAUCGUAGUAGUUAAGCCGAGUAUAUAUUUCAAAAUUCGGCAGCUUAUUUCUUUAACAAAAUAUUCAGUUAUUAGAAUAUUUGUGUAAAUUAAUCAGAGUUAUCGAUACAGAAGUUCGUUCUCAGGUUGAUCAUCAAUUUCUCAUCUUUUUGUGCAAGUUUAUACAUCUGCAUUUGACAUGCUCAUAAUCGGUUUUUUUUUAUAUGUAAAAUAAAUCAUUCUUUAUACCAUUAACUUGUUUUUAUAAGAAAUAAAAUAAUAUUGCAAGA
Messenger RNA from Mytilus californianus (California mussel), 2268 nucleotides. Its product is annotated as cation-dependent mannose-6-phosphate receptor-like. The transcript has 7 exons. NCBI's taxonomy places the organism in Eukaryota, Metazoa, Mollusca, Bivalvia, Mytilida, Mytilidae. The coding region runs from base 176 to 640 and encodes 154 amino acids. The record is from RefSeq and is a predicted model, not a curated record. Gene Ontology annotation, cellular component: trans-Golgi network.